Messenger RNA from Macrosteles quadrilineatus (aster leafhopper), 2655 nucleotides. RefSeq lists its product as uncharacterized. NCBI's taxonomy places the organism in Eukaryota, Metazoa, Arthropoda, Insecta, Hemiptera, Cicadellidae. Bases 1 to 2655 code for a protein of 884 amino acids. The record is from RefSeq and is a predicted model, not a curated record. The transcript has 2 exons.
AUGAGAUUCUCUACACUAGAGAAAAAGGCAAAACUUGUCAAAAAUAGGCUUCAGAAAAUAAGCAAGUUUGUGUCAGCCCAAAUUACUCUCUCAGAAACUCAAUCAUUAAAUGUUGUUUCCAUUCAGCGCUUACACAACUAUGAUGAUGAAGUUAGAGGUUUAUUCUCUGAUUUUAAAGCUUUAUUCGAUAAAGUGGUUUAUGAUGAUCCUGGUUCUGAUUAUGACGAAACUGAAGCAUGCUCUAUGCAAGAUGAAAUUUCGGACUUGUACAUUUCUCUGAUCAGUGACUUGAAAAUAGUGUUACCUGCUAAAACUAAAGAAGGAACACCUCCCACCCAACCAUCUCUGCGACUGCCCAAAUUUGAGUUGCCCAAAUUCAGCGGUAACUACGAAGAAUGGGUUAGCUACUACAAUAUUUUUGAGGCUUCUAUUAAUAGGAAUGAAACUUUGGCCCCUGUGAACCCCUGUUUUGACAAACCUGGAGAAAUUGAUCUAUUGAUCGGAGCUGAUUUAUUCGCUCUCUCACUGACUGGUGAGCAGCACUUCUUAGGCCAUAACCUGCCCCAAGUUUUAGGAACUAUAUUCGGAUUUGUUGUAAUGGGCAUAGCUCCUGUUGCUACAUCUGAGUUAUCAAUCCCAAAAACUGUUUCUUUUCUCACUACACAUGAUGGAGACCUUCACAGUUCACUUCAAAGGUUUUGGUCAAUCGAAGAACCCCCGACAUGUGUCAAGACUCAGUCAGAAGAAGAUGUUCUCUGCUUACAGCAUUUUGAAAGAACCCAUACACGUGAUAACUCUGGUCGAUAUGUUGUUAAGUUACCGAAAAGACCAAAUCAUCCACUAUUAGGUGAAUCUUGUAGUACAGCUCAACUUAAACUUAAAGCGAUGGAAAUAAAAUUUGCUGCUCAGUCCGAAUUCAAAGAUUUAUACUCCGAAUUUAUGGAUGACUACAUCAAAUCAGGUCACAUGAGUGCAUGUGAGCAACCCCUUUCUGGUGAAUGUUACUAUUUACCCCAUCAUGGAGUAUUUAAGGAGAAUCCCCCUAAUUCCAAAAUACGAGUCGUAUUUGAUGGUAGUUCCAAAACAAAUAAUGGCGUCUCCCUAAACGAUAUCCUCAUGCCUGGCCCUAAGUUGCAGAAUGAUAUUAGUGAUGUCUUGCUGUACUUUAGGUGUCACAAGUUUGUGUUCACUUGUGAUAUACGACAGAUGUAUCGCCAGAUUCUGGUGGCUGAAGAUGACAAGAAAUAUCAGUUAAUCUUUUGGCGAUCCAAUCCUGAUGAAUCCCUUCAAGUCUUAAAGCUAAAUACCGUCACCUACGGUCUCAACUGUUCCCCGUUCAUUGCGAUCAGAACAUUACAACAAUUGGUCAAAGAUGAGGGUCAUUCAUACCCCAAGGCGUCUGAGAUUCUAACUAAAUCAAUAUUUUAUGACGACAUCAUCGCUGGAGCAGAAAGUCUUGAUGAAGCUUUGUCUGCACAGAAUGAACUCAAGAACUUGCUCGCUAGAGGAGGUUUUGAACUCCGAAAAUGGAUUAGCAACGCACCCCAACUAUUGGACCAAGUCCCAAUUGAACACAAAGAGACUCCAGUGGAGUUAACUGAAAAUAGUGAAGCCUUCUUCAGUGUCCUAGGUCUAAAAUGGACCCCAGAGUCUGACAUGCUUUCUUACAAGGUUAAGGAUGUUGAAAUAAGUGCUAUACUUACAAAGAGAAGAAUAUUAUCUACAAUCGCUAAACUGUACGAUUUACCAGGAUUUCUUACACCCGUAAUUUUCUGGGCAAAAACACUUAUUCAGUAUCUCUGGACAACAGGGCUAACUGGGGAUGAACCUGUUCCAAAUGAUGUUAGAACCAAGUGGCAUUUAUUCUUAGAAGAACUCCCAAUAAUUCAAGAAUUAAGAAUUCCACGCUACAUUUCUACUUCUCUGCAUACGGCUGUGCAACUCCACGGCUUCAGCGAUGCUUCAGAGAAAGGCUACGCUGCUGUUGUCUACCUUCGUGUCACUGACUCUCAAGAGAAUACAAGGCUCUAUCUCAUCGUCUCUAAAUCAAAAGUCGCUCCUUUGAAAAGAAUUUCUCUGCCACGGCUUGAACUUUGUGGCGCUCACUUACUGGGAAAACUUCUUCAAUAUUCUUCAAACAUACUCUCUGCUCAUAUGAAGAUUGAAUCAAUCUAUGCUUGGUGUGACUCCACAAUUGUCCUAACCUGGAUACGUACUCUUCCAUACCGCUUGAAAGUCUUCAUUGCCAAUCGUAUUUCAGAACUCCAAGAAUUGGUCUCUCCUCACUCAUGGAAUUAUGUCAAAUCUCAAGACAACCCGGCAGAUUGCGCCACUCGUGGUCUUUCACCCUCUCAACUUGUGACUCAUCAUUUAUGGUGGAAUGGACCGGAAUGGUUACAGUCAUCGUCAGAUUCUUGGCCUAAGCCAAAAUUCACACCUGUUAUUGAUGAUGACACUCUUGAAAUAAGGCCAAAUCCUCUAAACGUUCUAGCAACCACAGAGAAGAUUAAACUCACUGAUUUUGAUAUACUAGAAAAAUAUUCAUGUUUCAGGAAACUUGUAAAUGUCAUUGUAACCUUUCGUAACCUUUCCCAAAUUUGCCUCAGCUUUCUCAGGGAGAAGGGGUGGUCCAACUCAAAGCUUACACCUUACUAA